UUUCAUGUAAUUAAGCGCAGUAGCUUAGCUUUGAGGUGCCACAUCACAAACUAUGGAAUGUAUACGGAGGAAAAUGAAGACUGCUGUUGUUCUGAAUACAUUGGCAACAGUUGUCUGGUGUGCCUUUCCGCGCUGCGACCCUAAAGACGAAUUUCUAGGUCGUUUUUGCAAAGAACCAGAACCGGAAAAACCCAAGUGCACAGACAUCAUGAUGAGCUACUGCGACGACAUGUCCUACACCCACACCAUGUUCCCCAACAUCCUGGGCCACAGGAGCCGCGAGGAGGCCGAGCUGGGCCCCGAGUAUCUGCUCAUCAGCGUGGUCCACAACCUGCUCAAAGGAAAGUGCACCCCAGACAUCCGUCUGCUGGGAUGCUCAGUGCUGGUGCCUCGCUGCGAGAAGGAUAAGACGCUCAAGCCAUGCAGGAGUACGUGCGAGGCCGUGAGGAGGAGCUGCCUCCACUUGUUUGAGGGCAUUGAGAUGGCCUGGCCCUACUUCAUGGACUGUGACCGCUUCUUCGUCAGCGACCAGGAGGGCUGUUACGACCCGCUGGAGGGCCUUCGAGCCACACAGGAUGAAGCCCAGGCCAACAUAUACGAUGCGCCGGAGGACCCACACACCGUCAUCCAGUUCGGCUACCACUCCAACGCCCAGAUGAACGGCGUCCUGAAGAAGACGGCCGAGCGGUGCCCCAACAUCGCCACCACCUACAGCAUCGGCCGCAGCGUGGAGGGCAGAGACCUGCUGGUGAUCGAGUUCUCCAACAACCCGGGUGUUCAUGAGCUGUUAGAACCCGAGAUGAAAUACAUCGGCAACAUGCAUGGCAACGAGGUUCUGGGUCGGCAGCUGUUGAUCUACCUGGCCCAGUACCUUUGUUCAGAGUACCUGCUGGGGAACCCCCGCAUUCAGACCCUGAUCAACACCACACGCAUCCACAUCCUGCCCUCCAUGAAUCCGGACGGCUACGAGCUGGCCGCCGCCGAGGUGCAGGGCGCCAACGACCCCGAGAACGACGAGACUUACAGUCACGGCUGGACCUUGGGUAGAGAAAACGCCCAGAACAUUGACCUGAACAGGAACUUCCCUGACCUGACCAACAUUGCCUACAGCCGACGCAGGCACAGGCGUUUCCGUAGUGACCACAUCCCAAUCCCAGACUCUUACUGGUUUGGUAAGGUGGCCCCCGAGACAUACGCAGUGAUGAAGUGGAUCAGGUCCCUUCCCUUUGUGCUCUCAGCCAACUUCCACGGAGGGGAGCUGGUGGUGUCCUACCCCUUCGACCUCUCCAGGCACCCGCUGGAGCAGAAGAUGUUCUCCCCCACCCCGGAUGAACUGGUAUUUAAGCAGAUAGCAAGAACGUACGCUGACGCCCACGCGACCAUGUCAGGAAGUGCCGCCGAAAGAUGCGGGAGCUUUGGGAGCGCUGGUCAGGACGGCAUCAUUAAUGGAGCGCAGUGGUACAGCUUUGCGGGGGGUAUGCAGGACUUCAACUACCUCCACACAAACUGUUUUGAGGUGACGGUGGAACUGGGUUGUGAUAAGUUCCCAGCUGAGGAGGAGUUAUACACUGGCUGGCAGGACAACAAAGAGGCUCUACUCACAUUCAUGGAGUCGGUCCAUCGCGGGAUAAAGGGAAUAGUCAAGGAUGCAGACGGGAAUGGCAUCAAAGGGGCAAGGAUAUCUGUCAAAGGAAUAAGGCAUGACAUCACCACAGCCGAAAACGGUGACUACUGGCGUCUUUUAACUUCCGGCAUCCACAUCCUGACUGCCUCUGCACCGGGCUACACCAAAGCCAUGAAGAAGGUCCGCCUGCCGGCACACAUGCAGAAGGCCGGCCGGGUGGACUUCGUCCUGGAGAAGGCCACGGUGGAGCCUGAGGUCGAGGAGGACCACGACAUCCCGUCGAUGGGGACCUACGAGCGCUUCGACCCCUACAACCACUUUGAGCGCUACUCCGCCAGCGAGCAGAACCAGAACAGAGGGGAGAGGCUCGAGAAGCCAUGGUGGUGGAGCUACUUCAGCCACGCCCACGGCUCCGCCCCCACCUGGCUUCUCCGAAACGAUUAGCGCACCCCCUCCCUAGCAACAGAAUAUUGUAUGGCUCCCCCUACUCCAAUAGACCCCCUUUCUCAACCAAAAGGACUUCUCAUAUCUGUUACAGCUCAAUACUGGAACACCUAAUUCAAUUAAUCAGUGGGAAGGCAUCUUAGUUCCUGGAGCGCUGAAAUACUUCUGGAAUUCAUCCUCUUCUAAUCAGAACAACGACAAUUAACUAGCAGGUAGAAACAAAAACCAGAAAUCUGUCAGACCCGCAGUUACCUUCCCCUGGCUUAAUGAUUAGUUCAGUCAUGUGUGCUAGUGAUGGAAUAAAAUGUGCACCCCUGGAGAUAUUCCAGGAUGAGAGAUGGGAAAACUGCCCAACAGAAUUAAAGACAGGCUCCAAUUCGAGUUGAAUAUCAUUCACAUGCCGCUAUCAUGAAAGAGACACGUUUGAUUUUAGCUUUAUCAUGGUUGCCCAUGCUGUAGACUUUUCCUACCAGAAGAACCAAAACAAGAUACGUUUGUCAUAGCAAUAUGUCAGUGUAAUAAGAUGUAGUCAGAGUUAUUCCCCAUGUACUAUGAUGCUUUUCGUCCUCUUAUAAUGCUUAACUUCAUAAUGCAACGCUGUAAGGCAGAAAGGCUUCAACCCUUUCGUCUCUCCACACGCACAUAUUUUUAUAAUAAAUAUGUUUGUAAUAAAACAUAGUUAACGGAAUAAACGAUCUGUGACUAUU
This is a messenger RNA of Esox lucius (northern pike), 2775 nucleotides long. RefSeq names its product carboxypeptidase Z. Lineage: Eukaryota; Metazoa; Chordata; Actinopteri; Esociformes; Esocidae. Gene Ontology annotation, molecular function: protein binding; metallocarboxypeptidase activity; zinc ion binding. The transcript is spliced from 12 exons. The record is from RefSeq and is a predicted model, not a curated record. Bases 53 to 2068 code for a protein of 671 amino acids. Gene Ontology annotation, biological process: proteolysis.